AUUUUUAUAAGAGAAUUAUUAUUUUUAAUCUAUACGAAUAAUUCUAAAUGUCAUCUAUAUAAAAACAGAAAAGAGUAUUUUAUUAUUGUGAGUAUACGACCCAUUACAUGUGUACCAAAAAAGGAUUUCAUGGUACACGAUUAUAAAAUUUGUGCGGCAUGUGUCAGACUGUCAGGUUGGUGAAAACAACACCAAAGGAAAAUACACAACCAUUUUCACACGGUGUCAAUAACUUAUGAUUGCUUUGUCAAUAGAUAUUACAAUCAGAAAUCGAAGUAUAUGCCAAUAUUUGAAUGCAGAAAAGUAUAUACCACUCGUCUUUAAUUUUGUCAACGUCUUUCAAACUAUCAUUUGUUUGACUGAUUCUCUUUAUUUCUAAUUUAAGAAUUCUUAUAAAAGGGGGUGUCGCUUUCUUCAACAAGUUUUGAAUUUUUUUUUCUUCCGGUGUAGCCUUUAUUCAAUUCCAUGACAGAACCAGAGUUGACAAAGACAUACGUGCUCUGUAAUAACUCGAGUCGCUUCUUAUAUUCAUGUCAAAACUUAAAAGAGUUUCAAGUUUGGUCUCAUAUCAAGAUUACAAAAGAUGGCAGAAAGGGUAGAAGCAUCUGUUACAGAUGGAGAAAGCACGAUCGAAGAAAGAGACAGAGAACUUAUGAGGGAAUUUGAGGAGGGACUCGAUCAACCCAUGGACGAAGAAGCUGACAUGCUCAAGGACAUGCACGGAGAAAAAAGCUUUUCGAUGUUGAUGCUACUGAGACUAUCAUUCCAAAGUCUAGGGAUAGUUUAUGGCGAUCUAGGGACUUCUCCAUUGUAUGUGUUCUACAAUACAUUCCCUGAUGGAAUUGAUGAUAGUGAAGAUGUAAUCGGAGCUCUUUCUUUGAUCAUUUACUCUCUUCUGCUUAUACCUCUCAUAAAGUAUGUGUUCAUUGUCUGCAAAGCUAAUGAUAAUGGUCAAGGUAAGCUUUUAAAAAGCUUGAUCAUUGUUUUUAACCAAACCGGUUUAGUUUAUACUCAAUGUUUGUGUGCAGGUGGGACUUUAGCUAUAUACUCAUUGCUUUGUAGACAUGGUAACGUGAAUCUCAUCCCGAAUCAACAACGCAGCGACGAGGAUCUCACGACUUAUAGUCGAACUUCAGUCGCUGAAGGAUCUUUUGCUGCUAAAACAAAGAAGUGGUUGGAGAGUAGACAUUCCAAGAAGAGAGCACUUCUUGUCAUUGUUCUUAUAGGGACGUGUAUGAUGAUAGGUGAUGGUAUCUUAACCCCAGCCAUCUCCGUUCUUUCAGCCACUGGUGGGAUCAGAGUCAACAAUCCAAAGAUGAGCAGCGACAUCGUUGUGCUUGUGUCUGUCAUCCUUUUAAUUGGACUGUUCAGUAUGCAACACUAUGGUACGGACAAGGUGGGGUGGCUCUUUGCGCCUAUCGUUCUUAUUUGGUUCCUCUUCAUUGGAGCCACUGGCAUAUACAACAUCUGCAAACACGAUACAAGCGUUUUAAAAGCGUUUUCGCCAAAAUAUAUAUACUUGUACUUCAAAAGAAGAGGGCGAGAUGGUUGGAUUUCGCUUGGUGGCAUUCUUCUCAGCAUAACAGGCACGGAGGCACUAUUCGCGGACAUUUCUUAUUUCCCUUUACAAGCGAUACAGCUAGCUUUUACACUUUUUGUAUUCCCUUGUCUUCUUCUAGCAUACUGCGGACAAGCUGCGUUUCUUGUGAACCACAAGGAACAUUAUAAAGACGCCUUCUAUGCAUCUAUCCCUGAAAGCGUAUAUUGGCCGAUGUUAAUAGUGGCGACCGGAGCUGCAAUCGUUGGGAGCCAAGCUACCAUCUCAGGGACUUAUUCGAUAAUCAAACAGGCCGUGUCUCAUGGAUGUUUCCCUCGAGUUAAAAUUGUUCACACUUCCAAGAAGUUCCUAGGUCAGAUCUAUUGCCCUGAUAUUAACUGGAUACUCAUGAUUGGUUGCAUCACCGUCACUGCUAGUUUCAAGAACCAGACCGAGAUCGGAAAUGCAUACGGAACUGCGGUUGUGGUCGUGAUGCUUGUGACUACAUUACUGAUGGUGCUGACCAUGCUUCUCGUGUGGCGGCGCCACUGGAUCUUUGUCCUUGUAUUCGCCAUUCUCUCCCUCGUGGUGGAAUUGUCGUACUUCUCGGCUGUGAUCUUAAAGGUCAAUGAAGGAGGAUGGGUUCCGCUCAUGAUAGCAGCCAUCUCCCUUCUGGUAAUGUUUGUUUGGAAUUACGUAACAGUCAAGAAGUAUGAGUUUGAAGUGCACAGUAGAGUUUCCAUGAGUUGGAUCCUCGGUCUCGGUCCCAGCCUUGGGCUUGUACGUGUCCCCGGGAUCGGGUUGAUCCACUCGGAACUAGCGAGUGGUGUCCCUCGCAUCUUCUCUCAUUUUAUCACUAACCUCCCCGCGAUUCACUCCGUCGUAGUGUUUGUAUGCGUCAAGAACCUCCCGGUAUACACUGUCCCUGAAGAAGAGAGGUUUCUUGUGAAGAGAAUCGGACCAAAGACAUUCCGAAUGUUCCGCUGCGUAGCCAGGUAUGGUUACAAAGAUCUACACAGGAAAGACGACGAUUUUGAAAACAAACUGUUCGAUAAUCUCUUCUCGUUCGUCCAAACCGAAACAAUGAUGGAGUCAGAUUCAAACUAUAGCCCUUAUUCAUUUAACCAUAGACAAGAGUCCAGAGAUGAAUUGAUACGUAACAACAACAACAACCACAAUAAAAACAUGGUUAUGUUUUCAUCGAUGGUGGACUACACCGAAUCCGCUAUAGUUCCAGCUGAUUCACCGCAUAGCGCAAUGAGUUUCAGUCAGAACUACACGGUGGAGGAAGAGGAGGAGGAUGAGUUGGAGUUUCUAAAGAUUUGUAAAGAGACAGGGGUUGUCCAUAUCAUGGGAAACACUGUGGUGAAAGCAAGAAAAGGAUCAUUGGUUCCAAAGAAGAUAGCCAUUAAUUAUGUUUACCGGUUUCUUGCUAAGAUGUGUAGGGCGAAUAGUGCUAUCUUACAUGUUCCACAUGAAGCCCUUUUAAACGUUGGACAAAUCUGUUAUGUUUAGCUUUUCUUUUCUUCAACUUUUGUAAAACAAUUGCUGAUAAAAGGGUAAUAAAGGAUACUAAUCACAAGGCUAAA
This is a messenger RNA of Brassica napus (rape), 3126 nucleotides long. Its product is annotated as potassium transporter 9-like. Gene Ontology annotation, biological process: potassium ion transmembrane transport. Gene Ontology annotation, cellular component: membrane. Lineage: Eukaryota; Viridiplantae; Streptophyta; Magnoliopsida; Brassicales; Brassicaceae. The coding region runs from base 584 to 3052 and encodes 822 amino acids. The record is from RefSeq and is a predicted model, not a curated record. Gene Ontology annotation, molecular function: potassium ion transmembrane transporter activity. The transcript has 8 exons.